AUGUCUUCCGAAGAGGAAUCUUCUGAUUUCUACGAACGUGGUAUCUGCCGAAUGGUUGAGUAUGAUCUGAUUUGCUUUCCAGCGUCAACAGUAUGCCGGAGCAAAGCGUUCUCGAAGGACUACAGGGAUACUGUUCUUGGGAUGCACAAUAACUUCAGAUCCUUAGUUGCCACAGGAAGAGCCAAAAAUGGAUUCUAUCAAUGGGGAAAUGCACCACAGGCAGCGCUAAUGUACCUUAUGAUAUAUAACUGCUCGGCAGAAGCGUACGCCUAUGCACAUGUAAGGAGGUGCAGCGGACGCCCAUCACAUCAGUGGGAACGGCCUGGCAUGAAAGAAAGCAUCCAUGUCCUCCGAACGACAGCAACUGAUACAUUGGGAGCAAUCCAGAAUGCGAUAGCAACAUGGCAGGCCGAACUUGCAAAUUAUGGAGUCCCUUCAAACAUGCGCUUUACAUUUUGGAUGCCGUUCUGGCCAGCGACACGAGUGACUAAG
Molecule: messenger RNA, 492 nt
Organism: Ostertagia ostertagi
Lineage: Eukaryota; Metazoa; Nematoda; Chromadorea; Rhabditida; Trichostrongylidae
Source: the annotation of a GenBank genome assembly